Messenger RNA from Onychostoma macrolepis, 1632 nucleotides. It is a transcript of the gene dtd1, whose product is annotated as D-aminoacyl-tRNA deacylase 1. Gene Ontology annotation, cellular component: cytoplasm. Gene Ontology annotation, biological process: tRNA metabolic process. Lineage: Eukaryota; Metazoa; Chordata; Actinopteri; Cypriniformes; Cyprinidae. The transcript is spliced from 6 exons. The coding region runs from base 102 to 725 and encodes 207 amino acids. The record is from RefSeq and is a predicted model, not a curated record. Gene Ontology annotation, molecular function: D-tyrosyl-tRNA(Tyr) deacylase activity.
CGGGCGGAAGCGUCAGUGCGCAGCCGCUCCGAGGGGCGGGGCUUCGUAGAAACCGGAAGAUCAAAGUGUUGGAGUGUUACACAUGAUUGGAGACCAAAACAAUGAAGGCGAUCAUUCAAAGAGUAACGAAGGCAAGCGUAACAGUUGGGGAGGAGCAGAUCAGCUGCAUAGGCAGAGGACUCUGCGUCUUACUCGGCAUCUCAGUGGAGGACACGCAGAAGGAUGUUGACUACAUGGUACGUAAGAUUCUUAACUUGCGUCUGUUUGAGGAUGAGAACGGCCGUGCCUGGAGCCGCAGCGUGAUGGACAGAGAGCUGGAGGUGCUGUGUGUGAGUCAGUUCACUCUGCAGUGUAUCCUCAAGGGAAAUAAGCCUGACUUCCACUCUGCCAUGCCGGCUGAACUGGCCCAGCCCUUCUACAACAACAUGCUGGAGCAGCUGAGGGAAGCCUAUAAACCAGAACUCAUCAAAGAUGGGCAGUUUGGUGCAAAAAUGCAGGUACUCAUUCAAAAUGAUGGACCUGUGACCAUUCAUCUGGAGUCUCCUGCUGGCCCUACAGACCCUAAACUGCUGUCCAAACAAGAGAAGCAACAGCAGCGGAAAGAAAAAACUCGGUCAAAAGGCCCCUCCGAGUCCAGCAGAGAGAAGGCAGCUCUGCGCUCGAAAGCGGACCCCAGCGCCAGCAGUGGAGCAGAGGGAGACGUGUCCUCUGAACGCGAACCAUAGAGUACCUCACGGAUUUUGCAGCUUGCAUAUCAGUCCAGCUUCCAGUGGAAUGCUGCAGUCUUCAGGGACGUCUUUCAGUGCAGCUCAUACCGCUGACUCUCCGUCUUAUUACUGUCCCUCUCAAAUGUCCACUAUAGUGCCCAGUCUGAUUUUCUUCUGAAACCUGGAUUGUACUGUAUAUAAACAUAAGAACAAGUGGCAGCUCCACAUUUACUAGUCGAAAAAAGACUCAGGCACACAUCGGUGGGAUUUUAGCACCACUUUGAACUCAUUAUCUGAAUAUUUACUAUGCCAUCUAAUUUAUUUAAAUGUAUACAUCUCUGUGAUGUGUUUUAAUAAAAACAGGAAAGAAAAAUGUGAGUUUAUAAUUACUUAUUUCAUAGCUGUUGAGUACUAUAGUUCUUUUUACAUAAUGCCAUCAAAUUUGAAGAUCUUGUUUAGAUCUACAAAUCUGAAUCAUUAUUCAUAAAUAUGUUCUCUAUUAUUACAGAGCUAGUGCCAGUCAUUACAGACCUAGUUUGAAAUUGAAAUCACUGUAUAAUACAGUGUGACCAACAAAAGAGUAAAUAAUUUCAUAGAAUAAUUGCCAAAUAUGAUAAAUGACAAAAGAGGACAAAAGGACAAAGGAGUUUUUGUGAGGUAACCUGCUUAUGGCACUUUAAGUAGAAAAAAAGCAAAAGAGGAUUAUUCCUGAAUGUGAAAAACGUGUAUUUAAUAAUAAAAAAGCAUAAUGAUUGUCUUACACUUGGAGAGGAUGUUUUUCAAUAUCAGAAGUUAAAGAUAAUUUACUGGUAAUUGAUUGGGUGGGGUGUUGUGAUUUUUCAUACAGGCAUCAGAGGACAUUAAUGCUGAAUAUUUCCUAAAAACAUUUUCAUUUAGAUAAUUAUAAAAACAUGCUAAUACAAAA